Molecule: messenger RNA, 4166 nt
Organism: Closterium sp. Naga37s-1
Lineage: Eukaryota; Viridiplantae; Streptophyta; Zygnematophyceae; Desmidiales; Closteriaceae
Source: the annotation of a GenBank genome assembly
GCCUUGGGAAGCAGCAGUACCAGCAGCAGAAGCAGCAGCAGCAGGAGGAGGAACAGCAGCAGCAGCAGCGGAGGGAUUUGAGUGCAGCGGUAGCGAGAGAGUGGGCGGCGGAGGAGCAAGGUGCCGUGGCGCCACUGGUGCACCGACAACAGUGGCACAUCACGUGGCUGCGCGCGGAAGGCGCGGAGACGGAGGCGGAGGCAGAGGCGGCGGGGGAGGAGGCGGAGGCGGAGGCGGAGGUGGGGGAGGGGGCGGAGGCGGAGGGGGAGACGGGGGAGAAGAAAGAGGAGAAGCCAGGGAAGCGGGAGAGAAAGCGAAAUGAGAGGAAGAAGGAGCUUGAGCGAGGGGGUGCGGAUGGUGUGGUGGCGCAUGAGAGGGAAAUGGCUACCGCGGAGAGUGCGGGGGGAGGAGGGGAAGCGACCGCAGGCACCAAGGGCGGGGACGGGAAUGGGGAUGUGGGGGGGGACGGGAGGGGAGACGGCGCGAGAAGACCGACACAUGGGGUACGGAGAGAGGAGGGAGAAGGACAUGGCGGGGUGCGUGUGCAGAGCGCGAGUUCGAUGGGCGGAAGUGAGAUAGUCGCAGAGAGUGAAGGUGUGAUAGUGGCGGCUGAAAGGGAGAACGGGGAUGACGGGCUGAAGGGAGGAGGCGAGGAGGGAGGUGUGGGGGGGGAUGGAGAGGGUAAGGCUGAGACGACGCAUGGAAGCCUUGCGUUUGAGCAACGGCGAAAGUGCAAUCCGUUUGGUGGUGCUGGUAGUGGUGGUGGUGAGGGUGACGGCGACAAUGACGACUGCCUGCACGCUCACAUACACGCAUUGCAGGGCCCUACUGCGGUUUUCCAUGCUGCUGCUGCUGCUGCUGCUUCUGAGGCGCCUAGAAAAGUCGCCGCUGCUGCUUCUUCUGCCAGUGCAGCGAGCACUCACGCCGCCUCUUUUAAGACGUCUCCUCACGCCUCGUCUCAAAAGCCUUCUUCCGGUGCAGCGGGCGCUGACGCCGCCUCUUCUUCUUCCUCCUCCUCCUCCUUUUCGCAGCAGAUCCAUUCGAGCAGGAGGCAGUGGGGGGAAGGAGCGCAAGGAAUGGAGCAUUUCGAGGAGUCGCAAGGGCUCUCUGGCGUUACUGUCGAGAAUUCUCAAGAGCAUCUUGAGGAGUCGCAAGGGCGCUCUGGUGUUACUUUCGAGAGUUCUCAAGAGCUUUCCGAGGAGCUGCAAGGGCACUCUGGCACGGAGCAUUUCCUGGAGGUGGUUCGAGCGGAGGAGAGGAAAGCAGCAGCCAAGAGAGCGGCGGGCGGAGCAGACGACAGCGGAAGGGCCAAACGAGAGGUCCCGCCCCCCUCCCCCUCCCGCUCCCCCUGCCCCCCCCCGUCCCCCUGCACCCCCUGGCAAUCCGCGCCCAUCCUCUUUAUAAACAGACCCUGGGAGAUCACGAAGCGCCUCAAGUACCCACCGUCCACCACGGUCCUCCUUAUAUUAAACGCCUCCUUGAACCUCCCCUUUGGUAUCGUUUUCAACGCCUCCUAUUCCUGUACUAUUCUGAGAUCCGCCAAGCCUGGGGAAGGGGGGAGCAGUGGGGCGGACGGCGCAUGGGGGGGGUUUGUGGGGCUGUGGCAGAGAACAGCAAGCAGUGCAACAAGCGGAGUGGCAAGUGGAAUGGCAAGCGGAGCAGAAGCAGCAGGAAGGGCAGAGGCAGCAGGCACAGCAGGAACACAGACAGCUGCUUUCUGGGAAGAAGGAGCAUCAGAUGAAGGGGUGGACUGGGAAGGAGUGAGAGGAGAGGGGGUGGCGGAAGCAGCAGCAGCAGCAGGAGUAAGGGCAGAGGCAGCGGGCACAGCAGGAGAAGCAGAGUUGGGAGAUUAUUGGGAGAUAAGCAAGGUGAGAUGGGGAAGGAGGCAGGAGGGUGGAGGAGUGGGCAGGAAAGGGGGAGGCGGGAAGGGGGGAGGCGGGAAGGGGGGAGGCGGGAAGGGGGGAGGCGGGAAGGGGGGAGGCGGGAAUGGGGGCGGUAGGAAAGGGGAAGGUGGGAAGGGAGAGGCUGAGGGAGGGGGGGAGCGAUUCGCAUGUAUGCCUCAUCAAUCAUGCACUUGCCAUCCAUGCCUGCAUAGGCUGCUGCAGUCAGCUCUAGCCCUCAUUCUCCCCGUCCCCGUUUUCCUCCCCAGGGCCAAGUUGUACGGGCGGAUAGACAUGCUGCGCGUGAUGGGGGCUCGGAUCGAUGGCAUGUUGAUCACAUCCCUGGAUGUUGACACGUCAGCAGGGGCUGUCCACGUGUUGACACGCCGAUCAUUCUCGACUCACGGGCGGUCGGUGUCACAGUCACCAACAACCUCAUCCACUCCUGCUGCUCUUGCCGCGAGAUUCGAGGCGCCUGAAAUCUGUGCUCUAUCUUCCACUCAUUCCUCUGCAGGUGUUGACGCGCCGAUCAUUCUCGACUCGGGGGCGGUCGGAGUGACAGUCACCAACAACCUCAUCCACUCGUUCGGAUCGGCUGCGAUUCGGUGCGGUGCGGGUGGGUACAGCCAGGGCGACUGCAUGCUAUCCGCGAUCUCCUAUAACUCCAUUCAGAGGAGGGGAGGCGUGCCUGGUGGUUCUGCCAAUGGGGCUUCUGUUGCUGCUGCUGCUGCUUUUGCUGCUUCGGCUGCUUCGGCUGCUUCUGCUGCUGCUUCGGCUUUCGAUGGUGGAGGGAUUUACAGUGCUGGUGCUACUGCUGCUGCUGCUGAUGAUGAUGAUGAUGGUGAUGGUGGUGGUGGUGGUGGUGGUGGUGGUGGUGGUGGUGGUGGUGGUGGUGGUGGUGGUGGUGGUGGUGGUGGUGGUGGUGGUGGUGGUGGUGGUGGUGGUGGUGGUGGUGGUGGUGGUGGUGGUGGUGGUGGUGGUGGUGGUGGUGGUGGUGGUGGUGGUGGUGGUGGUGGUGGUGGUGGUGGUGGUGGUGGUGGUGGUGGUGGUGGUGGUGGUGGUGGUUAUGGUGCUGGGGAUGAUGGUGGUGUGGGUGUUGGUAUGCACGCAUGUCAGCGAGAUGAGGAGCAACUGCACGCCGUGAAUUGCGUGUUUGGCAGGGAGGGAGAUAUGCUGCUGCGCCAGCAGCUGGUAGUAGCAGUGGUGGCAGGGCAGCCCCACUGGCAUUUACUUUGCCACACCACAGGUUGGCUCAGCCCAGGCUCAGGACCCCAGGCAACCGUGCGCAGUGAAACUACGUCUUUGGCACCGAGAGCUGCUACUGGAUGGGCGAGCAUGCGAUGGGCUUGGGAAGAGAGCUGCUUCUGGGUGCUUGGUCCGUACCGUACUCAACCACCCAGCACCUCCGGUCCUGUCCUUCCCACCCCCCCCCUUCUUGCUCCAGGCAAUCGUGCGCAGUGCAACUAUGUGUUUGGUACCGAGAGCUGCUACUGGAUGGGCGAGCAUGCGAUGGGCGUGCGCGUGAGGGGCGGUGCGUGUGUGCGCACCCCCCUGGGCGUGGUUAUGGAGAAUGGCAAGAGGAACGACGUUCGGUGGCUGAUAAUGCGGGCCAGCGGCAGCACACCAGUGACGCUCUCGUGCACACAGCCCCAAGUGUUCAACUGUGGCAGCCCCAUCGGGCGCUACUGGGAGGGCAUGCGCCGCUCCUACUACCGAACGCCUGCAUUCACCUCUGCCUUCCCCUGGCUGUCCAACAUCUGCCAGCAGACUGACAUCAACGGCACCCAGUGCUCCCUCACCCCUGCGCCCCCUGUUGCUGCUCCUCCUGCCCCUGCGUCUCCCCACCCUCCUCCCCGUCCUGCUCCCACUCCUUCGCCCCGCCCCAUCUCCUUCAUCUUUUCCUUCAAGCCAGCUCUCCACCAUAACACCACCCAUCGCAUCAAAACACCUGCCCUCUCUCUGCCUCCUCCUCUUCCUGUUCGUAUGAGGGAGGGAUGGUUUCGCCUGGAAGGGAGCAGCCGUUGGUGCAUCCUUCUAAGAUGUUUCGUAUCAGCACGGCCAAGCUGGUGUUCCCUGGCUCCUCUUCUGCUUCCUCCUCCUCCAGCGCUGGCAGCAGUGGCAGCAGCAGCAGUGGCAGCAGCAGUGGCAGCAGCAGCAGUGGCAGCAGCAGCAGCAGCAGCAGCAGUGGCAGCAGCAGCAGUGGCAGCAGCAGCAGCAGCAGCAGUGGCAGCAGCAGCAGCGGCACAUCCUCAGGCCACCUGGCGACUGCAGCGGCAUACCCACUGA